UAGUGGUGGUGAUGGUGGUGGUGGUGGUGGGGCGUGCCAAGCAUCAGCCUCACCUGUUGGCGCUCAGUGUAGCAGUGACAGUGGCUCCACCCCGCCUCGGACCUGCGGCAGGGUGACUUGUGACCAGGUAUGUGAAGCAGAUAUCCGAUACAUGUUGAAACAUCGAACCCUCAGUGCAAAGUGUUGCGUGAGGCGCCAGUGUGCAGGGUCUGGAUUACACACCAAACAAGAGCCAAGCCUAAGUCCGAAGCGUGUGUCUCUACUAAGAGUUGUUGAGAGGGGCACGACUCCUGACGUGGAGCUGUAGUCGUGUUCUUGAACGAAGCUUUGUAAGUUCCCGAACACAAUACGACUCAGUGCACUCGAAGCAAUCCCCGCAUCCUCAGUGUGUGGAAAGUUGACGUCUUCCACUUCCCAUGGUCAAGUGUCUGGCGGUGCCCAAAGUGAGCAGUGGACAGCGUCGCCUCAGGCAUGUCCUCGCCCUCUGUCAGCGUCCUCUCCAUGGCCUCCCUCGGAUCCUCGGUAGCGGGAGGGCCACCCAAUCUCCCUCUCAACGCUGACAGGGGCGGCAGAGGGUGUGAUAGGGAAGCAGAAGGAGGAGGAAGAGGAGUGAGGCGGAGCAGCGAUGGCGGAGGCAGCGCGAGUGACGUCACUGCCAGGAGCAGCGUGUACUCCAGCACCAGCUACGCCACCAGCAGAGGGUUCAGGCCCCAGGCGGGAGACCACUCGCUGCCCCAUCCCGUGGCGCCCCCGAGGAGUCGAGGCACCGUUGUCACGCCGCCCGCCCGAGGCAUCAAGAAGUCCUCCUCUGAGAUCAUGGGCCGGGGAUCAGCGCCGGGCCGGAGCAUCCUCAAGUCCUCCUCGGGCGUCCUUAAGUCCCACCAACACACAGAAGUUCCCUUGUCCAAAUCAUCCUCAGGGAUCACCGCGCCCCUUCCUCCUCGCGUCAACUUCAACACCACGGUAGUGACCAGCGACGACCCCCCGCCGCCCGCCGCCGCCGCCCCUACCCCCAGCAAGCCUCCCUCUGAGACUCACACCACCGGAGUUACAUCUUUGCCGACUUCGAGGUCGCUAGCGUCCCCACCUGUGGCCCCGCCCAGGCGGCGCAGGGCAGCAGCCAGGGUGAAGGGUCGCCGCUACACACGCAGCGGCUCUGGCAGACUCGUGGAAUUGCUCAGUCCGACUGGAAGAACACUAACUCGACAACCACCUGACGAAUCUGACAAUCAGCGGCGGAAGGCAGAAGACUCAGGUGCGUCCGGGCAUUUGUCGAGGACCAGGCCGCCCCAGCAGGAGUCACAGAAGAAUGUACAGAAACCAGGAAGGCAGCCACAGACACCCGAGGCACCAGAAGGCUCGGCUGCCACUCACUCUCUAAAAAAAUCACAACUAUCCCAGCAAAAAGAAAGUGACCUCAAGAAACAGCAGGAGCAGCGACAACAGCAGCAGCAACAACAACAACAACAACAACAACAACAACAACAACAACAACAACAACAACAAAAGGAUGACAAAGAUACCGCGGUUCCUCAGUACCAGCUAAAGUUCCUACAACAACGGCAGCAACAGCAACAGAAGGAGGUCCGAGAUUAUGACCAUAGACAGAUCCCCUACCAGUUCAGCGACGCUCAGGAGGGCCUGCCGCUGAGGAGUCAGCACGGCCAGCCUGAGGGUGAAGAAUUCAACUUCCUCAAGAAAGAUUACAAUAAGCUCAGGCAAGUCCCGCCUCUCCAAAGGACGCCGACGAUCGACAUUCCUGAGCCGCGGCGCCGUGCAGGGGACGAUCACCGCACUCUGUACGAGCAGCAGCUGGUGCGCGCCGGCUCACUAGGGAGCGGGGAACCAGCUGCCAUCUUAGAGCAGAGACGAAGCCGCUCUCCGCUCAGGACUCCUGGCCGAGCACACCCGGUCAGUGUUAUAAAUGAGGGUAAAUAUCCUUCACCUUUAAUCUCCAGCUCUCCCCCUGAAGCAGGCCGAGGUGCUGCUCUCGAAAGGAAGCACAUCCUUAGCCAGGACACACAAACCUCGCGGGAUUCAAUCUAUUCUCAGCUUUCAAAGUCGAGUGAAAAGAGCCGAGUAUCUGAGGCAACCAGGCCACUCCCCUUGGUGGGCGGGGCGGCUGCGGCUGACUCAAGGACGGGGAUCAUUCGCGCCGCGGCAAAGGCCUACACUGAAACCUACCAGUCUUACUCAUUUUCAGGAUACCUAACGAAGAACAAAAGAGACUCAGUCGGAUCGAAAGAAUCUCCUUCAUUAAAGGACUUCACUGAAGUCGAGGUAGAAAUUAAGCAACCUUCAGGCGGCAGCAGCCAGCGGGAGCCACAAGAGACCCCUGCUGCAGCCAGCCACAGCAGCGGCCCUGCGGCUCUCAGCAAGUCACAGUCUGGCAAGAUCAUUGUUCCUCUCACCUCCUUCGUGCUCGCCAGCAAGUCAUCAGAGCCUGUGACGAAUCUCGAUAAAGUGGUAAUUAAGCAACCCCUCAGCGGCGAAACGUCAGUGAUCAAGAUUAACGCAGCAGAGACCAAAGAAGCGCCAGUCAUCGGGAACACAGGCGCGUGUCACAAGGCCGACCAGGAGCGGGAGAAAGGUGACACCGGCGGCCAGGAAAACCGGAGCAAACCUGCUCACCCUCAGCCCCCCACUCUACAACACAAGCCCCCCUCCAAGGACAAGGACAAGGACACCCCCGCCAAGACCCGAGACAAACCCACCAACACCUUCCGCAGUUCUUCCUCCAUAAACAAGAAGCUCCCUCCUUUCAUCAGUGGAUUUCACUUCUCUCACGGCGGCGACAAGAUGAAGGGCAACAACGAAGGGGCGCUGCUGGUGGCGUGCCGGGUGGGCGAAGAGGACCAGGUGCUGAGGCUGCUGAAGGAGAUGACGGCUGCUGGAGUGCUGGACGCGGCGGUACUCAACCAGGUGGACCGUGCUGGCAGGACGGCGCUGAGUUACGCCUGUGCCAACGCCUUCCAACGAGUGGUGGAGGUGCUCACGGGUCUGCCGGGCUCCGACAUCAACAAAUCUGACACCGACGGCAACACUCCCCUUCACUUCGCCUCGCAAGCUGGUCACACGGAGGUAGUUUCGCACCUGGUUAACAAGUGCAACAGAAGCGUUGACCUGGACGCCCGCAACGCUUUAGGGUUCACCCCACUCAUGAAGGCAGCGUUGCAGGGCAGGACCAAAAUAGCGAAGAUCCUUCUUUUCGCCGGGGCGUCACCUCACCUGCGGGAUUUCGGGCGGGGAAUGUGCGCGGUGGAGUGGGCGCGCUACACAGGCCGCCACGUGUGUUCGGAACUCAUUGACAGCAUACAGAAGUCAUGCUCAAGUCACAUCAGAGACAGGUGGACCAGUGACCCCGACCUGAAAUCCCACUCCUCCACGUCCAUCAACACACUGGGCCAAGGGGACAACAAGGAGUCUUGGAUAAAACACAAGAUCAGAAAAGCGUUCCACAAGUCUGAAUCGAAAAAGGAAUUCAGCGUAGUAACCAACCUCUCCACCAUGGCUGUCUGUGCCACCACCCCAGUCCUCCCUACCGCUGUUGCCUCACAGGAUCUCAAGCCGCACCAAGUGGUUGUUCCACAAGUUCAGGUGACGGAGGUUAAAGUCCCAGACUGUUAUGAGGAUCCUGAGGACACUCUCAGCCGCCUUCCUCCACCACCACCACCCCCUGCCCUGCCCUCAGAAGAGGUUUCAUCUUCCUCCCCUUCAAAGUCCCCCAAGAAGCAGCCUGCUCGGUCAGCUUCUAGCAACACCGCUUCUAGCACCUCUCCUCCUUCAUCACCACCAUCAUCCCCACCAGCAACUGCCACCAAACCUUCCACUUCACCCACCACUCCUGCAGCAACAACCUCACCCAGUAAGGAUGAGUCACAGAAGGAGACUUCAAUUGGGGAAGCAAAGGCCAAUGGAGCAGCAAAGACCACAUCUCCCACCAAGGUGCCCUUUAGUACGUGUAAGAAGAAAAAAUAAGUAAGAUUUAUUCUGGCCAAGAUGCCGUAUUGGCAGAUGUGUGGUUGAGACACCAUCGUCUGUCUCCUCCACCCCAUCACACGGAGACACACCUCUGGAGCCAAUGGUACACUUUUAUACCUGCUACUGUUAUUCACUUCACCAACAUGUUGGUAGAUGUUUUAAUGCUGAGACUCUUCAUAAUUAUCAUCUAAGGGGAGUAUUCAUACAGGCACUCAUGUAUCUUGUGAGUGAGGCCUGUGGACUCACCUCAUCUUCAGGCUAUGCUCGCAGUAUCAAUAUGUGCAUGUAUAUCUUUAUAUACUUGUACCACAAACUUACAUACAUCACCCACUAUUAUGUUGUGUCAUCAUUUAUGAAGGCAAUGUUAAAUCUCUCCUCUUUUGUAUACAGUUAAAAUAUAAACAGUUAAGAAGUUAGCAUUAGAUUCCGAUACAAUUCUCGUAGUUAUAACAAUUAUCUCAUAGUUGGGAAUUUACUGCCAUCUGAUCCUCGUGUUUUAUUGUCAGUUGAAUGCAGCAGUGUUUGGGUUGCUGUGGCUGCUCUGACUGUGGUGGAGAACGGUGGAGGAAUAGAAAGUUGCUAGUGGAGAAUGUGGGUUGACAAAUGUCUCUUUUUUUAUCUGUGAUUCAGGAUUUGUCACUGAACUAGCUGCACUCAUCAUGGUGUUGAGGCAUGGCAUGUGGUCCAUUCUGUCACUGUCAGCAGUGUCUGCACUCUUUGCAGAUACUUGCUGAUAAACAGCUGCAGUACCUUUUGGGGUUGUUGAGCUGCUUUGCAGAUGUUACACCUGACCUCAUUAUUUUUCCACAAUUUACAGUUCUGUCUAUGUUCAUCAUAAGACACCUUACUAUAACUACUCUGAUCAUAGUUAUUCAUUGCAAAUCUCCACACCCAGCCCCACACUACUAAAUACACUGUAGUUAUUCACAUAUUUCAUUUAUUUAACAAUCCAACUAAAGAUUAAAGAUUAUUAAUUUAUACAACCAAAAAUUAUUAGUAUAGUUUCUCAUCAGCUAGGUUCUCACACACUACAAGAAAUUAUACAUGUGUUUUGAUUAAGAAUUCUGAUCAGCCAUAAAAUCUAAGCUGGCAUCCCCCAUGUUGGUGCCUCAUCAUUCCACCAAAUAUACAAUCAGAGUCCUGCAGACUCAUCUCAGGCCUUUAAGGCUGGCCCACCUCAAAGGCCUAUCACUACCUUAUAUCAAUACAACAUUGCUUAUGUCUAUAAGUACAUUAUGUAAGCCUGCUAUUUACUGCAGCAGCUCUUACCGUCCUGCUCUGUGUCAGAACCAGGACAAAACAGCAAAUGGCAAAUCACAUAUGGAGGAACCUGAGGCUGGGAUCAGCAUUCCUGCCUCCCUUGUCCCACCAUCACUGGUCAAACCAAAAUCUUUGGUCUGUUGAAUAUAUAAUAUUAUGAGCUUUAUACUGUUUGAUGUUUGGUAUCAAUUCUUCAGUGGUUAACAAAAUAAAAUUAUCCCUUUAUUGAUUAUAUAUCCUUAUCGCAUUAUUUAAUAUUCACUGUUACAUCUCGGCGUGUUUCUUGUGCCUAUGUACCUUACCUUUACAAUCAAUUAUUAAACAGUAAAUAUAUGUUAUCCAUAAAAA
Messenger RNA from Portunus trituberculatus (swimming crab), 5589 nucleotides. RefSeq names its product ankyrin repeat and KH domain-containing protein mask-like. The record is from RefSeq and is a predicted model, not a curated record. Bases 472 to 3978 code for a protein of 1168 amino acids. Gene Ontology annotation, molecular function: protein binding. The transcript is spliced from 14 exons. NCBI's taxonomy places the organism in Eukaryota, Metazoa, Arthropoda, Malacostraca, Decapoda, Portunidae.